GCUUCAUGUUCCUAGAGAAUCGGCUCAGAAGAUAGUUUUCACUUUUCACGAAGAUGGUCCCUCUCCCUCAUAAAGGGCGCUUUCUCUCUCUCUCUCUCUCUCCCCAACGCUCGCUGCUACUCUCCACUCUCUCUCGUUUUUUUUUUUUAAUAGGAAGGCCACUACCCCCCCCCCUUCUCUCUCUCUCCCUCUCUCUCACAGAGCCCUGUUACCCGGUACAUCUGUUUAUACACCUUUUGCAGUCCCAAGGCUCGUAGAUAAAAGGGAAGAAGGGAAUGAAAAUUAGUUCCUCCACCCAUUCUUCCUGCUAUUAAAUAUUCCGCACCCCAUCUGUGCUUUGGAGCCUUCCAUUUGUAAGCAUUGAAAAGCAUCCCAGCAAAGCUUCUCGUUUCCACCUUUUCAACUUCCCUUUCCCCUUUCCUCGCUUGUUCUAGCACUCUUUGUCUCUCCCCACUUUCUGAUUUUCUGCUACUAUGGUUCUGCUACUACCACUGGUGUUGGACUAGCGUCUUCUGCUUCUUGGACCGUUGUUAUUGCUGUGUUGUUCAUACUUAAUAGAGUCAUUGCUUGCAGAUUCCGCCAUUGGAGGGCGAUCCGAAGGGAUUUUCCUUUGGAUUAUACAACGGUCAAUCCGAUACCAGUGAAGUUUUCCUAGGGAUUAAGUCUCAAAUGUCUCUUGUAAGGAACAAGAGUCUUGUUCCUUCAUCCGCUUGAAAGGAAAAGGGCAGAAGUUCGCCAUUAAUCACAUUUCAGAAGAGCCGUAUCCCUCUUUCUCUGUCUCUCUCCAAGAAAGGAAAGCAGAGCAUGGCGGCCACCGGGAGGAUGUUCCGACUGUGGCUGCUUGCGCUUGUGGGAUGGGCUUCGAUGCUGUCCGCGGUUGAUGCUGCGUACUUCACCACCUGCUCGCAGACGGUGCCCCUGAAGACCCGGCGGGAUGUCAUCUCCAUAACCGACUUCGGAGGAGUCGGGGACGGCCGGACCCUCAACACGUGGGCGUUCAGGAGCGCCAUCUACAGGAUUCAGCACCUCCACCGGCAAGGGGGCACCCUGCUCUACGUGCCGCCGGGCGUCUACCUCACCGGCCCCUUCAAUCUCACCAGCCACAUGACCCUCUACUUGGCCAAGGGCGCCGUUAUCCAAGCCACUCAGGACGCCAGUAGUUGGCCAUUAGUAGCACCCUUGCCUUCUUAUGGGAGGGGGAGGGAGAGGCCUGGAGGGCGGUACAUCAGUUUCAUUCAUGGGAAUAGCAUCCAUGACGUUGUAAUUACAGGUGAGAAUGGAACAAUCGAUGGUCAAGGUCAAGUCUGGUGGAACAUGUGGAAAGAUCGCUCCCUUCAGUAUACAAGACCAAGUCUUUUGGAAUUGAUGCAUUCUAGAGACAUCAUUAUUUCAAACGUGGUCUUCAGGGACUCUCCAUUUUGGAACAUUCAUCCUGUUUAUUGCAGCAAUGUUGUUAUCAAUCAUGUGACAAUCUUGGCACCAGUUGACUCCCCCAAUACUGAUGGAAUUGAUCCAGAUUCUAGUUCUAAUGUGUGCAUCGAAGAUAGCUAUAUAAAUACUGGUGAUGACUUGGUAGCAAUAAAAAGUGGGUGGGAUGAGUAUGGGAUCGCCUAUAAUCGUCGAAGCUCCAACAUCACCAUCCGACGGAUAAGUGGCUCAUCAUAUCCUUAUGCAGGGAUUGCCUUUGGCAGUGAAACUUCUGGCGGGAUCGAGAACAUUUUGGUUGAAAACAUCAAUCUCUACAAUACUUCCACUGGCAUAUUCCUCAAAACGAACGCUGGCAGGGGAGGGAUAAUUCGAAAUAUAACAGUCAGAGAUAUCUACAUGGAGAAUGUGAAGAAUGCGAUCAGGUUUGCAGGAAAUGUUGGCGAUCAUCCCGAUGACAAAUAUAACCCCAAUGCACUUCCAGUUGUGGAUGGCAUCUCAAUCAUUAACGUGUGGGGUAUCAAUGUGAGGAAUCCAGGAUCUCUCGAAGGCAUGCAGAAGUCACCGUUUCAACGGAUUUGUCUUUCAAACAUAAAUCUCAAAGGGACGGCCGCCACUUUGCCAUGGAAAUGCGACAGUAUUGAGGGCUCUGCCCUUGGAGUGCACCCUUGGCCUUGUACCCAACUGAUCAGUACACAGGGUUCUGGCUCCUGUCCUUGAAUUUCUUGGAAUGUUGUUUCUGGCCACUUGUGUCCCUUCCCCACAUUAAAUCUUGUAAUUCAUAUAAUCGUGUAAUGCAUCCUUUUCCUGUGAUAAGAAGUCACCGUCCAUUUGUUCAA
Messenger RNA from Nymphaea colorata (pocket water lily), 2264 nucleotides. RefSeq names its product probable polygalacturonase. The transcript is spliced from 8 exons. Gene Ontology annotation, molecular function: polygalacturonase activity. The coding region runs from base 805 to 2145 and encodes 446 amino acids. The record is from RefSeq and is a predicted model, not a curated record. Gene Ontology annotation, biological process: carbohydrate metabolic process. Lineage: Eukaryota; Viridiplantae; Streptophyta; Magnoliopsida; Nymphaeales; Nymphaeaceae.